This is a messenger RNA of Struthio camelus australis, 3210 nucleotides long. RefSeq names its product proprotein convertase subtilisin/kexin type 7 (gene PCSK7). The record is from RefSeq and is a predicted model, not a curated record. Gene Ontology annotation, biological process: protein processing. NCBI's taxonomy places the organism in Eukaryota, Metazoa, Chordata, Aves, Struthioniformes, Struthionidae. Gene Ontology annotation, cellular component: Golgi membrane; trans-Golgi network. Gene Ontology annotation, molecular function: serine-type endopeptidase activity.
GCUGAUUUGCCUAACUGGUUCCUGAGGUUUCCGCUGCCGUGAGUCAUGCUCCCGCCUGACACUGCGGUGCCGUCUGCCCUCCUGAAUUGCCCUGGCUCCUUGGGCCGGGUGGAGGUGGCAGUGCUGGACCCAUGCCGCGUAGCUCUCGGGUCUCAGCGCGUUGAGUUGCUCUCUGGAGCAACCCACUGAGCGUAAAGGAAGCCACGGGCAAUUAAAGCGGUUGGCUUAGGGACUUAGGUCUGGAUCUGGGUCUCACGGUGUCUAGCAGGAACUGCAGCCGCCCACCUGUCUGAUGCCGCACUGGAGGUGGAGGGUGCCGCUAUGGAGCGCAGCGAUGGAGGCCACGCUCUGUAUCCACACGUGCCUUUGGCUGAGUGCAGCCUGGAUCCCCCUUAUAUUGCCACAUGGACUCGCCCGUGCUACAGAGCUCGCUGCUGGCACUGACAGCCGGGGCACGGCUCACAGGCACGGCAAGCUGGCGUGGGCCGUGAACUUGGACGUGCCAGAGGAGGAACUGGAGCAGCGGGCGGAGGAGCUGGCCCGGACUGCAGGGCUGGUGAACAUGGGCCGCAUUGGGGAGCUCAAGGGCCAUUACCUCUUCACCUAUCAGCCUGACGGCCAUCCGGCACCCGAACCUGAAGCAAUAAGGAGGUCAGUGGAGGCUUUAUUUGCACAGCACGACAGCGUGCGGUGGCACUCGGAACAGAAGCUUCUGAAACGCUCCAAACGCAGCCUGCACUUUAAUGAUCCCAAAUACCCCCAGCAAUGGCAUCUGAAUAACCGGAAGAGCCCCGGGAAGGACAUCAACGUCACAGGCGUGUGGGAGCGCAACGUGACGGGGCACGGUGUGACAGUGGUGGUGGUGGACGACGGUGUGGAGCACACCAUCAAAGACAUACAGCCAAAUUACAGCCCAGAAGGCAGCUAUGACUUGAACUCCAAUGACCCAGACCCUAUGCCUCACCCUGACGAAGAGAACGGCAACCACCACGGGACCCGCUGCGCAGGGGAGAUUGCUGCUGUGCCAAACAACAGCUUUUGCACCGUGGGAGUUGCCUACGGGAGCCGCAUUGCCGGCAUCCGAGUGCUGGACGGGCCCCUCACUGACAGCAUGGAGGCCAUUGCCUUCAACAAGCAUUAUCAGAUCAAUGACAUCUACAGCUGCAGCUGGGGUCCAGAUGACGAUGGGAAAACCGUGGAUGGCCCCCAUCAACUGGGAAAGGCUGCCUUGCAGCACGGCGUGAUAGCAGGUCGCAGAGGGUUUGGGAGCAUUUUUGUAGUGGCCAGUGGCAAUGGUGGGCAACACAGCGACAACUGCAACUAUGAUGGUUAUGCCAACUCCAUCUACACUGUCACAAUAGGCGCAGUGGAUGAGACGGGCUCCAUGCCAUUCUACGCUGAGGAGUGUGCCUCCAUGCUGGCUGUGACCUUCAGCGGUGGGGACAAGAUGAUGAGGAGCAUUGUGACGACAGAUUGGGAUUUGCAGAAGGGCACAGGGUGCACGGAGGGCCACACCGGGACGUCAGCUGCUGCUCCUCUUGCAGCUGGGAUGAUUGCACUGAUGCUGCAGGUGCGGCCGUGUCUCACCUGGCGAGACGUCCAGCACAUCAUUGUCUUCACAGCCACCAAGUACCAGGAUCGUCACGCAAAGUGGGACAUCAACCAGGCCGGCUUCAGCCACAGUCAUCAGCACGGUUUUGGCUUGCUGAACGCCUGGAGGCUGGUAAACGCUGCCAAGAUCUGGGAGUCCGUUCCGUAUCUCGCCUCGUACAUUAGCCCUGUCCUGAAGGAAGGCAAGAGCAUCCCGUUACUCCCGCAGGAGCUGGAGGUCACGUGGAACGUCACCACCACCGACCUGGAGCUCUCUGGCAUGAGAACCCUGGAGCACGUGGCAGUCACCGUCACCAUAACCCACCCCCGCCGCGGCAACCUGGAAAUCAGGCUCUUCUGCCCCAGCGGCAUGAUGUCCCUGAUAGGGACCACCAGGAGCAUGGACUCGGACCCCAAUGGCUUCGCUGACUGGACCUUCUCCACAGUCCGGUGCUGGGGCGAGGAAGCGCAGGGCACGUACAGACUUGUCAUCAGGGACACCAGGGAUGAAAGCCUGAGGGCUGGGACCCUGAGAGAGUGGCAGCUGACCCUCUAUGGCUCCUCCUGGUCCCCAGCAGAGAUGAAGGAGCGGCAGAGGCUGCUGGAGGAAGCCAUGAGCGGGCAGUACCUAAACAGCAACUUCUCGCUGCCGUGCCCUCCAGGGCUGGAGAUCCCUGAGGAGCAGCGCUACACCAUCACUGCUAACACUCUCAAGACCCUCCUGCUGUUGGGAUGCUUUGCUGUGUUUUGGACCUUCUACUACAUGCUGGAGGUUUGCCUGACCAGGAACCACAUGGGGCUUGACCUAACCUGCCAUGGCUCCACGGCCUGCAAGUGGUACCAGCAGGGCGGGAAGCACAGAGCCCUGGAAAACGGCCUGGAGAUGGAGUCUGUGCCGCUCUAUGGGGAGAAGGAUGCUGAGGACAUCGAGAUAGAGUGUGAGCACCCAGGCCCUGCCCAGGAGGACGUGGGGGAGGAGGGGUCCUGGACUCCCAGCCGCCCCAAACUUCACAGCACCAACAGAGCUGCAAACUUCCAUGAGGCUGCACCUGCCGGAGCAGGGUACCUCAGCCGGGAGGCGACAGCCGAGCUCCUCUCAGACGACAGGGAGCACCAGCCCUGCUAGCUGGGGCUGGAGGCUCGGGCUGUGUCUCUUCCACCUGGUACGUCAUUCCCAAGCACGGGGCAGCAGAGACAUCCUGAGCCACCAGGGACCAUUGCUGUUUUGGCCUGUUGAAGCCACUACUGGAGGUGGCUCAGCAAGGAGAAAGCCUGUUGGUGGCGAAAGGGGAGCUUCCCUUUCCCUCCUUCUGGAAAACAAAGCAAGCCUUAAACCCAUUCCUGAUGGAGCCUGCCCCGCAGCGACACUCAGGGCUUCCCUUCCUAUGUGGAAUGAGGCCUAUGAGGGAAUGAGGCGGAUGCUUCUCCGCUUCCUGGCUGCGUGGCGGCUGCUGAGCUGCUCUUCCUUCCUGGCCCUGCCUUGCGCGUGAGGCCCAACGACCCCUCUCUCCCGCUGCUCUGGGCGAUGCCUGGCCCCCUGCAGUGGCUUUGCUCAGGCGCAGGGUGAGCAGCGCUCUCGGGCAGGGAGGGAAGGAAGGGGAAGCCAUGGCAGCGGGCCCC